ACAUUGACUCGCUGACCCGCAGGUACUUCUACCGGACGUACACCUUCCUCAUGUGGACUGCCCUAUACAUACACUGUGCCUUAGGAUACCCUUAGGGACUGUGGAAGUCUGCACAUUUAUCGCCAUGAUUGAUUGACAGGUUCAAGUCUAGUUACCAUAGCAACUGGAUCCCUCCAUGUGGACGUACGGAAAUUGCCGAAAAUUACCGAACACUGCCGAAGAUGAAGAUUAGAUAUUUGAUUUAGGAAGUGGGCACACCAUUUGGGAUGAAAUCACCCAGCAUGCAUACAGGAUGCAUCAGUGGAUGACAAGGAGAAGUUUGACACCACACUCGACCCGGCAAUACCCCCUCCAUCACCUGUACACCCCCAUACCCCCGCCGCCGAAGAUUUCCGAAGGAUGUGUGACGUCACGUGCUGAAAAGGAAGAAUCCUGGCGGUCGUAAUGGCGAUGUGUGUGUGAAGCGGGGCGCGACAGCGACUGACCACGUUGAACGACAGCGCACCUAGGACUGACCAGGCCCGGUCCCCCUGCUUUCCCAGAACGUGUGGAGUGUCCUCGCGGGAUUGCUGACCGACAUGGCGGCGAACAUGUACCGAGUUGGAGACUAUGUCUACUUCGAGAACUCAUCAAGCAAUCCAUACCAGAUACGUCGAAUAGAAGAACUUACCAAGACUCCAAAUGGGAAUGUGGAGGCCAAGUGUGUAUGUUUCUAUCGAAGACGGGACAUCUCUAGCAGCCUGAUUUCACUAGCAGACAAGCAUGCCAAGGAGAAAGAAGAAGCUGCACUGGAGGAAGAGCGGGAUGAUGCUGAGUUUGAGAACCUUGCUGAGGUGGACAGACACCAGCUCAAGCACAAGGAGCUGUUCCUGUCCCGGCAGCUGGAAUCCCUUCCUGCGACACAUAUACGGGGGAAGUGCAGUGUUACCCUACUAAAUGAGACAGAGUCCCUGCAAUCCUACUUGAACAAGGAGGAUGCAUUCUUCUACACACUGGUUUAUGACCCAGUGCAGAAAACACUGCUGGCAGACAAAGGGGAGAUAAGGGUAGGCAGCCGGUACCAGGCUGAGGUUCCUCCUCUAUUAAAAGAAGAUGAAGGUGAUGGCCGAGAAUUGGCCAAGAUGGAGAGCAAAAUUUGGGAUCCUGAAAACCCUCUGGAGGACCGACAGAUCGAUCAGUUUAUGGUCAUAGCGAGGUCUGUUGGCACAUUUGCCCGUGCACUGGACUGUAGCAGCUCAGUUCGGCAGCCUAGCCUCCACAUGAGUGCAGCAGCAGCGUCCAGGGAUAUUACACUGUUCCAUGCAAUGAACACUCUUCACAAAACCCAGUACGACGCCACAAAAGCCAUCACCAGCCUGGUGCCCCAGGGUGGCCCUGUGCUGUGUCGAGAUGAGAUGGAGGAGUGGUCAGCGUCAGAAGCCAACUUGUUCGAGGAGGCACUAGAAAAAUAUGGAAAAGAUUUCAAUGACAUAAGACAAGACUUUCUACCAUGGAAGUCACUUAACAGUAUUAUAGAGUACUAUUACAUGUGGAAAACCACAGACCGAUAUGUGCAACAGAAACGUUUGAAGGCUGCUGAAGCUGAGAGCAAACUAAAGCAAGUCUACAUUCCCAACUACAACAAGCCCAACCCCAACCAGAUCACUAACAAGCCAGGCACACCCAACUCCCUCAUGAACGGGCAGGGAGAGAAACCAACCAGGGCCUGUGAAGGCUGCUAUGCCACUAACUCACACCAGUGGUACUCGUGGGGACCUCCCAACAUGCAAUGCCGUCUCUGCUCUGUCUGCUGGAGCUACUGGAAGAAGAUGGGUGGCCUCAAGAUGCCAACCCGGCUAGGUGAGAAGCUAGGUGAGGCAGAGGGAGCAAAUGAUUUUGAGCGACUGGCUGGACACAUGCCAAUGCACAGACCCUUCAGAUGUACCAUCAGGGACUGUGGCAAGUGCCCUUUGAUCCGGUCAACAUCGCCUCUAUCAAGAUAGAAUGCCAAACCCGGAUGCCAGAGGAUCCACAGAAGGUCCUGAAGAAGCGGAAGCGCACACGGCCUGAUCUGAGUAAGAUCCUUGGGAAGCUUGGGAUUGAUGUGGAGGCAGAUUCUCCUGAAUGGAUGAAUGGCUGCUCCAUCCCGCCAGAGCCGGUAUUGGGGAAGCCACCACGAACCAUUGCAAGCUGUACUGACAGGAAGGAGUACAAGUCCAUGUUCCCAGACCACCCUGUCAGGGAACCCAAACCUAAUGCUGAGCGACAUUCAGGUGGUGAUGAAAAACCUGGGAGUGUUCCCUCCAACCCUGCCACCAUCCUCAACAACGUGUCUCCCCCCAUCAUGAAGAAGCGCCCAUACGACCAGAUGAAUGGGAUGGAUGGUCCUGCAGCCAAGAGGUCCUUGCCUAUGGGAGGCCCCAAUGACAUGCCACUGAAGAAAGGAGACCAGCCGGCCGUACGGCAGACUGCCAUGUUGCCAGGGAUGUUCAGUAACAGUGCCGUCCCUCGCACCAAUCAGGUGCUGAACGCCCCUGGCACCAGACCCCCUGGGGUCCCAGGGAUGACCAAUCACAAUGGCAGCAACAGGCAGUUCGCGAAGACCCUGGCCAUCAACAGGCCCGUCAAGAGACGGCGCAUCAACUGGAUUGAUGCUCCUGAUGACGUUUUCUUUGUGGCCACAGAGGAAACCAGGAAGCUCCGUCGGCAGCUGGUUCCAGCAGAGCAGCGCCGUGCUGCCCGAUCCCCCUGCAGGAAGGUCCACCUCCCCAACAAGCCCAAGUCAGCUGCCGUCCCCAGUGAACCAGAACCCAUCGUCAUUGAGGACUAACUUCAGUGGUCCUGCCAUAACUAACUUUUCUCAUCAAUGUACUGUAUGGACCCAAGCGUAUUAUGGAGUGCCAUGGUGCCACAUAGAAGGAUUUUGCAGAAUGCAGGCAGUCAUUUGUACUAGUCAUCUCCAUUCCCUAACUUUUGAAAACAAAGUCAAGUGACAACUCAUCAUAUUCAGCUUGGCGAACAAGUUGAACUGCACUGGGUCAUGCUGUAUCAAGAUGUCCGUAUUAAGUUUGAAUAUGAAGAGCUGAUUUUGAACAUGUUCACUUGUAGUAGUCGACAGAUGUAUAGGAUGUUUGCUAUGCUAUGGUUUUCACACAUACAAAUAAUCUUUCCUAUUGGCAUAUGGAACUCGAGAUCUUUUAUUCCCCUCUUUGUGAAUACUGUGACUGUUCCGGUACAACAGCAAAUUUAGUGGGAGAACCAAUUCAGUGCUCAUUUGGAUAGAGAAAGGGUUGGGAUUUAUUUGGCCAAACAGUAAGAGUGUAGAGAAAUGAAUGAGCACCAAGUGGUGAUAUCCUAAGUUGGGUGUCAGAUUCCACUUUUCCCCACCCCCAUCACAGUCUUUACUGUAGACUGUGGUGAAUGUACUGUGUUCAAAAGACGUAGCAUGUAAAAAGCACUCAGUGUAAAAGUAGAACAUUUUUGUCGGGGCUGUGCAGGAGAUAUUGGGCCACGUGUGUACCUUCCUGCCGUGAAGGAUGGGAUCUAGUGUAGAGUUAAAACUUCUGGCCAUCGACAGGGUCUGCCUUCCAGACUAAAGUACAACAUGACUUUUACACAAAUUACUGGAGGGAGUUGGUAUCACUGUAAGACCUGAAUAGAACGGGUCAGUAUACUAGAUGUAGAACUACUGUUUGAAUAUGGUAUAUUUAUUCUUUGUUCUAGUCCACCCGUGUCAUCAGGUUAUUGUUUGGCUGUUGCCAACUAUUGUAGGUCCUGUGAUGCUCCUAUUGUGAAGCAGUUUUGUAUGUAUGAACUUGUUUCUGUGAAUAGUACCAAUGAGUCUUUGUACAAGACGUAUUUUCCAACACCUGACAUUUUAUAGAGAUGACAGCGACUGGCUUUGCCUAAUGUAGUGCGUCGUAUGUUAUCCUUGUAGUCAUUCCCUUCUCAAAGGAUGUCCUCACAACUUACAAAUUCUGGGUAUGUCAGAGUGGUCCAUAGGCUUUUAAUAAUGGUAGAGAAAAUCUGUUUACAAAAUGUUUUCAAUGACAAAAAUGCAGUGCUUGAGAAACAGCAGGAAUGUCAAUCUUGCUGCUUCCCAUGCCUCUGUCAGAAUUUGUUGCUUGAAGACGUGGUAAUAACCUAGAACUUUGUGUAUGAACAGAUAACAUACAGUUUCAGAAUCAAGACCAUCAGAGAUAUGUGUUAUGACAUGAAAAAAUUGUAGGCUUUUCCAGGUCAUUCUCAGUACUGUGUUGAUGAGUGUUUGUUUUGGACCAGAGCUUAUUUGUGUUCCCAAGAUAAUACAUUUACUCGACACAACAGCCACUGAGAUUGCAUAUUUGUAAAAUGAAAAAGUCCACUCUGAAACUGUGCAUAUUUUCUUAACAUUGCUGUAGUAUAAGUUCAAACAUUGCUUGCUUAGGCAUUGAUUGAUAUAUGUUGCUAGUACAUGGUACUUGUAUUCACUAAUUCUAGAGCUCCUGUAUUUUUCAAUGAUUUAUGAACAAGCAUAUAAAUAGACAGUAUCACAUUAGUUUUUAUCUCCUUGGAGGCAAUUGAUAGCAUCUAAUUUAUUGAGACCAUGGAGUAGAGUAACUGGAUAUGAGGACUGUAAGCAGUGAGAGACCAAUUGUAUCGUGCCUGCCAUUUGUUGUACUGUGUUAGAUCCUAGGAAAGCUGCUCCUGUGGCCGCCCCAGAGGGGCUCCACUCUUUUUGUAAGUUGCAUGAUCUUCAAAUUGUAGGCUUUCACCAGCUUUGCAACACAGAUAACUUGUAGUUGCCAUUUGUCCAGAGGUAUAGGGAAGACUUGUGAGUCAUCCGAGAGAUGCAGAGGUUUGUGGUUUCAACUUCUAACAGCCUUCCAGUUUUCUUAUUGCCUAGAAGGACUGCUUGAGCUUGUAGGAAGUUGACAGGUCUCUGACUGUCGCAGGUAUGAGUUGGAUUCCAGACUCAGGUGCAGACAUUUGGAAUCCGAAGAGAACACAUGAACUACCAGUACGUUGCCACUCAGUUUUUGCUGUAACAUGAUGCACUAGCUUGGAGCACUCCCCAGUAAGUCCAACUUGGUCUGUAACACACCUAGCUUCAUGCAGUGUUUGCCAGGGUCUUCCGAGUAGACAAGCACUUUCCUUUGAAGGUGGUUAUGGAAUUCUGGCGUCUUGAAAUCUUGAAAAGUUUGUCAAACUUUUGAAAAGAAAUACAGCAUUCCGGUAUGAUUUGGCUUUUCCUUUGCAAUGCCAAAGAAAAUGUGUCAAAUGAAAAGAAAACGUGGUAAAGCAAAGACAUUUUACUGACAGGUCCUGCCUACCUGUUGCAUCACAGAUGGACAGAAUCCCAUAACUGCUGGUCAUCACUCACAGAUUCUUGCUGUAGCUGUCAUUCAGACAUUUUGGUAGGAAAUUACAACAAUGUGACUGUUAAAUAAAAUAACUUGAAGUAUCCAAGGAAA
Molecule: messenger RNA, 5432 nt
Organism: Branchiostoma floridae (Florida lancelet)
Lineage: Eukaryota; Metazoa; Chordata; Leptocardii; Amphioxiformes; Branchiostomatidae
Product: metastasis-associated protein MTA3-like
Biological process (GO): negative regulation of transcription by RNA polymerase II
Cellular component (GO): nucleoplasm; NuRD complex
Molecular function (GO): transcription coactivator activity; histone deacetylase binding; transcription corepressor activity
Source: RefSeq, a predicted model, not a curated record